GGUAUUUAUUUAAAUAAGGGGCAAGAUCAGACAAUGUCAUUGGAAGAUCUGUCAGCAACCAAUAGGCAAUUCCUUUUCCAGGUAGAGGAACUGAGAGAGCACGUAGCCACCUUGGAUUCCGAGAACCAGGAGUUUCUCCACGACAAGGAAUACAUCAAAGAGCAGCAUAGGUGUCUCCGGGAGACGGUGGAUCACCUUAAGUCCACCAUGGAACACCUGCAGAAAACUGUGGAGGACAUCAAAGAAAGUUUGGACCACGUCAACAUGGCGAUCCACGAAUUAGCGCUGCAGAACAAGUCUUUGGUGACAGCCAACAACGACCUCAACCAGGAAAUGCACGAGGUCACCAGCCAAGUGGCCGUCUUCAAAAACGACAAACCUACCCACGAGAACGACCUCAAGGAGAUGCGGAACCUCCCGUCCGAGGUUCAAAAGUACGUCCGUAACCUGGAGGAUAAACUGUCCGAGAUGGAGAACAACUACCAUGUGGAGAAAACCCAAUCGGGCCAACUGAAGGAGAAAGUCAUGACUAUUCAGCAAGCCAGAGAACACCUGAGGACCCGCAUCAAAGACCUCCAGAACCAACAGGACCUCUGCGUGCAGCAGGCCACGUUUCUGCGGCUGGACCAGGAGAAUCAGAUGCCAGCGGGCAUUCUGAUGCAUGAACUCGUGGAGGCCAGGCUGGUAGGGGUGGCCCGGGACAGGUCGAAGGAAAGGAAGAUUCUGCGUUGGUUAUGGGUGGCAGUCAAAGUUCUGAUGUUAUUGCUGUUUGUCUGCUGCGUAAUCCUCGGCCUUGUCUUGGCGUACACUUGCUUUUUUAAUCCCUUGUUCAUCUCUGACGCACUUGUGGGGCUCCUCAGUGACCAGAGCAUUCAGAAACUUGUGCAUCGUUUCUCCCCGUAUCUCGAACAGAAAAACGAUGGCCUUUUGCCGUAUUGAGAAAUGAAAUUCUAUCUCUCCUUUCGUUGACUUGCUACCUAGGAUGCAAGGAGGAGAGGAUCAAUGAAUUUGGUAGAAGAACAAAAAUGGAUUCUUCCGUCUUGGUUUCCAGCAUUGGAAACAUAUAAUCCAUCGAUAUAUGUAUAUAGAUCUUCUUUUUUCUAUUGUUGGCCCUAUCUUCUUUUUUCCCCCCCUAUUGUUUUAUUGUUUCUUCUUUCGGCUUUUGCUUAAUUAAAGAAAAUCAAAAAUAAACACGAAUGAAUCCAUUGUGUUUUCCUUCUACGGUUUUCCAAAGUGAGAAGAUGCUCAAAAGGGAGCAAAUCAGAAUCAAUUCUUAUAGGAUCCAGUUCACUUGAAGAAAUCAUUUGCAGGAGAACUUAUCUAGCUCGUAGUACCAAUUAAGUUUGGGGGGAAUCUUAGCUAUCUCAAAAGGGAAUGUCCCAAAAGUGCUUUUUUCAAGAGGCACCUGGACUUACUGGGGUUUUUUUUUCUUUGAAGAUGUUU
Messenger RNA from Thamnophis sirtalis, 1443 nucleotides. RefSeq lists its product as uncharacterized. Lineage: Eukaryota; Metazoa; Chordata; Lepidosauria; Squamata; Natricidae. The record is from RefSeq and is a predicted model, not a curated record.